AUUCUUGCUGCAGUGCAUUUCAACUUUAAUCUGCAUAGACAUGUGAGAACACGGAACUCUGACAAUGCUAGGCAAGAGAAAUUCACGUACCCAAAAUUCAAGAAUGGUGAAGCAACUGUGCGGGACAUAAGAAUCUCUCAGAACUUUGAUUAUGUGGAGGAAAUCUUUCAAACAUUUCUCAGUGCAUCCAAUGAUGAUCUGAAAGGGGCUGCAGCCAAAUUAAAGCAAAUAACUCCUUUACCGAUGAACUCAAUGCUGGAGAGGGAGUCCAAAACUGAUGCAAUAAAGAAGAAAACAGACAGAAGUAAGAAGGUUGUGGAAGAUGUCCCCCCUACCACACCUGUGGAUCAAGUUCAGGAACAAGCUCUUGGAAACACUCAAACUGCAGCCAAGAAGAGAAAAGUACCACCAAAAUGCUCACUUUGUAGACAUCCAACUAAGGGACACAGCAAAGUUACCACUUGCCCCAAGAAUCAAAGAAAACAAUAGUUUAAGGAAUUUUGCUUUUUUGCUGAUAAACACCUUUUAUGGCCAGUUUCAUGGCAAGAAUUCUGUUUCAAGAG
Messenger RNA from Orbicella faveolata, 563 nucleotides. RefSeq lists its product as uncharacterized. NCBI's taxonomy places the organism in Eukaryota, Metazoa, Cnidaria, Anthozoa, Scleractinia, Merulinidae. The record is from RefSeq and is a predicted model, not a curated record.